Molecule: messenger RNA, 2012 nt
Organism: Hippopotamus amphibius kiboko
Lineage: Eukaryota; Metazoa; Chordata; Mammalia; Artiodactyla; Hippopotamidae
Gene: INTS12
Product: integrator complex subunit 12
Exons: 7
Coding region: 424-1908 (494 amino acids)
Biological process (GO): snRNA 3'-end processing
Cellular component (GO): integrator complex
Source: RefSeq, a predicted model, not a curated record
GGAAGAUAGAAAACUAAAACAUAAAGGAUAAAACACAUAACCAUGAGUGUUUUGUUUUAGGCCCAACUCCCCUUUUUCUGUUGGACAAGGAAAAGAAGUUGGGUCAAGAAGGUGCCAAUAAGGAGAAAGUGGAGGGACCGAGAAAGUAGAGACCUCUAUAAAUUCAAAGUACAGAUAAAUGGCAGUAAAGACAUUUUUUUAAAAGAAAGAAAGAUUGAUUUGGUACCCUGAAAAGGCUGCUGGGUCAAAGCAGUAAAAGAGUUAGAGUGAUAGAAAAUUGUAGUUUAAAAGGAGAAUUGACUGUAGUCAAACAGGAGAAAGGUUGUAGCAAGUUUCAGGUUUCAGUGGCUGAAGAUGAAGCUUCUUGAGGUUGAAGAGCUAAAUAAACCCAGUGCAGAAAGUUGGAGAAAAACAUCAAUAUAGAUGCUGAGACUACCGAAGAUGAUGGCAAGGGGAGAGGAAGAAGACGCGCCUGGUGCAGAUGUUCUAUACAGUAGCAACAAUAAAAUGCAGGUGUUUGCAAUGGCUGCUGCUGUGAACUUGGAACUUGAUCCCAUUUUUUUGAAAGCACUAGGCUUCUUACAUUCAAAGAGUAAGGAUUCUGCUGAAAAGCUAAAAGCACUACUUGAUGAAUCUUUGGCUCGGGGCAUUGAUUCAAGUUACCGUCCAUCUCAAAAGGAUGUGGAGCCACCCAAAAUUUCAAGCACAAAAACUGUUUCCAUUAAGCAAGAGCCCAAAACAUCAUCCAGUCUUCCUUCGGGCAAUAAUAAUGGCAAGGUCCUAACAACUGAAAAGGUAAAGAAGGAAGGUGAGAAGAGACCUGCUGAUAAAGUGAAAUCAGACGUCACUGAAGGAGUUGACAUUCCAAAGAAACCUAGAUUGGAGAAACCAGAGACACGGUCCUCUCCCAUUACUGUCCAAACCAGCAAGGAUUUAGCUAUGGCUGACCUUUCCAGCUUUGAGGAGACCAGUGCUGAUGAUUUUGCCAUGGAGAUGGGAUUGGCCUGUGUUGUUUGUAGGCAAAUGACAGUGGCAUCUGGUAACCAAUUAGUAGAAUGUCAGGAGUGCCACAAUCUCUACCACCAAGAUUGCCAUAAGCCCCAGGUGACAGACAAGGAAGUGAAUGACCCUCGCCUGGUGUGGUAUUGUGCCCGAUGUACCAGACAAAUGAAGAGAAUGGCUCAAAAAACUCAGAAACCACCACAGAAACCAGCCCCCACAGUUGUUUCUGCAGCUCCAGCUGUUAAAGAUCCAUUGGUUAAAAAACCAGAAACUAAACUCAAACAAGAGGCAGCCUUUCUAGCAUUUAAGAGAUCAGAAGUCAAGGCACCCACGGUUAUUUCAGGAAACUCUUCUACUACCAACGUUUCCUCUUCAGCAACUAGUGGCCUAACUGCAUGGGCAGCUUUUGCAGCCAAAACUUCUGCCGGUCCAUCCACAGCAAAAUUGAGUUCAACAGCCCAAAACAAUAGCGGGAAACCUGCGACCUCAUCAGCUAACCAGAAGCCUGGGGGUUUGACUGGUCUGGCAACAUCAUCCAAAGGUGGAAUAGGUUCUAAAAUAGGUUCCAGUAACAGCACUUCACCCACUGUACCACUGAAACCACCUCCACCUCUAACUUUGGGCAAAACUGGCCUUAGUCGUUCAGUUAGUUGUGACAAUGUUAGCAAAGUAGGUCUUCCCAGUCCAAGUAGUUUGGUUCCAGGAAGCAGCAGCCAAGUAAGUGGGAAUGGAAAUAGUGGGACAUCAGGGCCUAGUGGAAGUACCACUAACAAAACCACUUCAGAAUCAGGCAGCUCUCCCUCAGCAUCCCUUAAAGGUCCAACUUCACAAGAAUCACAGCUCAAUGCCAUGAAGCGAUUACAGAUGGUCAAGAGGAAGGCUGCCCAAAAGAAACUCAAGAAGUAAUGUGGCCAAGUAGGUUUUUAUAUCAUAUUACCCUAAAAAUUUGUCUUAUUAUUAAGACAUCAACUGUAAUAUACGAUAAUUUAAUAAAAAUCUUCAUAAUGAAA